This is a messenger RNA of Paramormyrops kingsleyae, 2897 nucleotides long. Its product is annotated as BCL2/adenovirus E1B 19 kDa protein-interacting protein 3. The record is from RefSeq and is a predicted model, not a curated record. Gene Ontology annotation, biological process: defense response to virus; positive regulation of apoptotic process; mitochondrial outer membrane permeabilization. NCBI's taxonomy places the organism in Eukaryota, Metazoa, Chordata, Actinopteri, Osteoglossiformes, Mormyridae. Gene Ontology annotation, cellular component: mitochondrial envelope; nuclear envelope; mitochondrial outer membrane.
CAAGGAAGGAUACUAAUUAUUAGUCCUGCAAAUCACGUACUUAUUUUAAUGCAACUAAUAGUUGAGUAUUCGGUGUGGACAUAAAGAUAAAACCUAACACGAAAUCAGCUACACGUGGGGGAGAAGGUGGAGGAGGGGAUUAGAGAUGUGACGUCAGGAUGCUUACGUGCAGCCCUAACAACACAGACACAUUCCCUGUGAAUGAGAGUUCAUCUCGGUACAGGACGCGCACCGUGUGUCUCUGCAUCUCUCCCUUCGUCAAAGGCGACUCACAAUGUCACUGACUGGUUCCCAAUCAACAGAGGACGAAAUCCAGGCAUCAUGGGUGGAACUGGAUGGAUUCACUACCACGGUGGCCAGUCGCAGAGACAGUGUCAUUGGCCCACAGGGCACCACUUCAUCUCUCCUGCAGGGGGAGCUAGAGAGGAUCCUCCUUGAGGCACAGUUGGAGUGUGAGAGAAGCACCCAGGCAGACGGGUCAGAAAAUAGCACUUCUCAGGCGUCUCCCCAGAAGACAAUCACCCCACAGGUAGCCAGCGAGGAAAAUUCUGUCACGGAAUGCAUAUUACAGCCGGAAGACUGGCACCAGUGCAGACGAUGCAGCAGCGCAGAGUGGGUGUGGCAGUGGUCCAGUCGACCUGAAAAUCAGCCCCCCAAAAAAUUGAUGUUUCAGCAGCCAAAGCGGUCAGGUUCUCUCGGUGGGGGGAAGAGCGGGGUGAUGAAGUGGGGAUUCUUCUCCUCUGAAGUCUUCCUCCUGUUCAUACCAUCCCUGGUGACCUCACACCUGCUCACACUGGCAGUGGGGAUUUAUCUGGGAAAGCGGCUGGCAACCUCUUCUACGAGCCCGCUGUGAAGUGGACCCCAAUUCUACCAUGAAAUCCCCACUGUAGGGUCACACUUAUCUUCAUUGAUGAUGAUGUCCCACCCUUGAUGCUGCCAGGUGCAUUAGCGAACCAAUCAGUCAUUGUAUAACUCUUGCUCUUUGUCUUUUGCUCACUUUGUUAGCAAUUAGCAGACCCUUCUGCUUUGGGGUACAGCAGAAGACAACCAUGAGAAUCAGUGGCAGGAGAGUAACAAGUCAGAGAGUGAUUAGGUGGACUGUGUUAUGACAGGGGGGGAUCAUGGGAAUUGGAGGGGAUUCCUUGUACCAAACUGUUCGAUCCAACAUGUACCUCUGUGUUUCUAGUCAACAUUGUGACACGUUCUUCAUUGUAGACUUCCUCUUAUGUGACUGCAUCCCCGGCUCACAUAAAUAAGCCAGUCCUCAUACUUCAGCAGACCCACGUUACAGCAGAGGGAGGCUACUCAAUACAAUACCUCACCCCCCAAAACAGCUACCUGUGACACCCAUGUCGACAAUUACAAUUAUGCAAAAUAAAUUUAGAAAAACAAAAAUAUAACAACCAUAAUGAACUAAACUAAAUCUUCUCUACUACCGAGUAUAUCAGCAUAUCUGUAGCUAUAACCUAGUUAUUUUUCAGUCUGAAUUUCCUGCCAAAAUCACCUUAAAUGCCACGGGAUGAUUAACUUGCAGAGGUUGUUUCUGCUUCGCUCUGGUUGUACGGAGGCUCAGAUGAUUUCUCAAAUGAGUUAGUAUGUUUGCUUCUGUUUUUGGGGCCUGUACCACGAAGCAAGAUUUCUUGCUCAGCCAGAUAACGUGUCCGAAACAAAAUUAAGUCCAUUUAAAUUAAGGUACCUUAAAUCUAACAAGUUAUCCAGCUAAGCAAAAAAAAAACUGGCUUCGUGAUACAGGCUCUGGUCUUACCAACCACUCUCUCUCCAGUGCUGGUGUACUAUUUUGGGAAACCAAAGUGUUCUCAAACCAGCAAUUAUAAUGGAACGUACAAGCAUUAGCUGUAAUCAACUCGCAGCCACAAUUAGCAUAAUAUUUUCUGUGUUGAACAUCUACAUCUGUGAAUUUAGAUUUCACACGUGUCGAUAAAUGUAUUAAUUCAUUUCAUUGUGCAAACCGAACCAAAAAUAUAUGGAAAAUAUACGGAACGGUACACAACGCAUACAUGUGCUAUUAUAGACCAAGAGGAAAAUUUAUGUCUUCUGUCACAUCGGCAUUGUAAUAGGAUUCCAGUGGAAAAAAUCACAGACACGACCUUUUCCGGUCUCACUGAAAUGUGUGCAAUGUAUAUGAAAGCAAUUCCACAAUCUAUAGGGUAGAAAGGGUUGGCAACCUUGAAAUAGGUAUAAGCAUAUGGACUGACAGAAAGAUUCCCUGCUCAAUUUACAGGUCCAGCAUGAAUGUUCAUAUCACAGGUACCUCAUUAUGAAAUUUGCACCCUUGACUGGGUGGAAAGGGAAAAUUUCCAGAAGACCAAAGGAAUGGUUUCCCUUAACUCCAAAGGUCCCAUAACUGCUCUCUAGUGCCUGAAUAGUGUAUGUGUAAUAGUGUAUUUCAGCGAGUUCAGUGAAGACUUUCAUCUCCAGCACAAUGUGCCACAGACCCAAGGCUAACUGAUCAAUGACAGUCACCCCAUUCUCAGCACAUGGCUAAUGAGCCAAGGCAGCCGGACACGACUUAGCCAGCCAAGUCAGCCCUUCUCAAUUCUGCUUUAUUACUAACUCUCUAGACGCAGAGGUAAUCUUAAAGUAUCCCCAGGCUUCGGAUAAUCAAAAAGGCAUCAACACCUUCAUGUGCAAGUAUUUCUGAUAUAUAGCGAGUUCUGCAUGUUGAUUAGUAGUACUAGUACCCCCCCCCCCCAUUGUUUCAGUGUGACUCACCAUCACUCCAGUCCCAAAUCAUGUGAAUAACCUUCUGUCUCCCUGGCCUUUGUCUCAGUCCCAGACCCGUGUUUCUUUGCGAGUUGUGUCUCCCCAACCCACCGCAAAUCAUUCCCUGUCCUGUCGUGGAAAAGCAAACUAAAUAAAUCUCUCACAAAAUCCCA